Messenger RNA from Strongyloides ratti, 1488 nucleotides. RefSeq names its product Dihydrolipoyllysine-residue succinyltransferase component of 2-oxoglutarate dehydrogenase complex, mitochondrial. Bases 1 to 1488 code for a protein of 495 amino acids. Lineage: Eukaryota; Metazoa; Nematoda; Chromadorea; Rhabditida; Strongyloididae. The transcript is spliced from 3 exons. Gene Ontology annotation, cellular component: oxoglutarate dehydrogenase complex. Gene Ontology annotation, molecular function: dihydrolipoyllysine-residue succinyltransferase activity. Gene Ontology annotation, biological process: tricarboxylic acid cycle. The record is from RefSeq and is a predicted model, not a curated record.
AUGUGUUACGGUUAUGACUCUUAUUAUGGAACACCAGUUGUUGCUUCUCCAGUAGUUGCUUCACCAGUUGUUGCUACUCCAGUAAUGCAUGGAAAAUCAACAAUGUCAUAUCGUUCAGGAUUUGCAAAAACGUUGAGACAAAUUUCCAGUAUUUCAUUAAAAUCUACUCGUCCACUAACAAUAAGAACAUUGACAUAUUUUAAUAAAAAUUUACAACUUUCAAACACUAUAAAGCCUGUUCUUUAUAAUGAACAUUCAAGAAAUAUUCAUUUGUCUCCAAUUUUUCUUUCUGAAACUGUCGUAAUUGAGGGACCUGCAUUUGCUGAGUCUAUCUCUGAAGGUGAUAUCAGAUGGAUUAAGGCAGUUGGAGAUUUUGUAAAUGAGGAUGAUUUAGUUGCAGAAAUUGAAACAGAUAAGACAUCAGUUGAAGUUCCUGCUCCUAGAGCUGGAACUAUCGUAAAGUUUUUAGUUCAAGAUGGUGAAAAAGUUGGACCAAAGCAAAAACUUUAUGAACUUCAACCUGGUAAUGCUAGUGAUACUGCCCCAGCUUCUAAAAAGGAAGAAGCUCCUGUUAAAGAAAAAGCUGCCCCAACUAAAAAAGAAGAGGAACCUAAAGAGGUUAAAAAUAUUCAGGAUACUUUUGUAAAGUCUAAUGCUGGUACUAUUCCUAAAUCUGCUCCUAUUACCUCAAAACCAUCCUCAACACCAAUGUCAAGUGUAAAUGUUUCUGGAAUUGAGAUUAACAAACUUCCAUCUGGAGUUACAUCUGAACAAUCUGUAUCAGGAUCAAGAGAAGAAUUUAGAGUUAAAAUGAAUAGAAUGAGACUUAGAACAGCAGAAAGAUUGAAGAAUUCACAAAAUGAAAAUGCAAGUUUGACAACAUUUAAUGAAAUUGAUAUGUCAAAUGUUAUGGAAAUGAGAUCCAAAUAUCAACAACUUUUUACUAAAAAACAUGGUAUUAAACUUGGUCUUAUGUCUCCAUUUAUCAAAGCAUCAGCAUAUGCUCUUACAAAUCAACCAAUCGUAAAUGCUGUUAUUGAUCAAGGGGAUAUUGUUUACCGCAAAUUUAUAGAUAUUUCUGUAGCUGUUGCCACCCCAAAAGGUCUUGUUGUACCUGUUAUAAGAAAUGUUGAAGGAAUGAAUUAUGCUGAUAUCGAAUAUACUUUAUUUAAAUUAGGUGAAAAGGCUCGUGAAAAUAAGAUUGCUGUUGAAGAUAUGGAAGGUGGUACUUUUACUAUUUCUAAUGGAGGUGUAUAUGGAUCACUUUUCGGAACACCAAUUAUUAACCCACCACAAUGUGCAAUCUUAGGUAUGCAUGGAAUUUUUGAUAAACCAGUAGCUGUAAAUGGAAAAGUUGAAAUUCGUCCUAUCAUGACUGUUGCCCUUACAUAUGAUCACAGACUUAUUGAUGGAAGAGAGGCUGUUACCUUCUUAAAAACUAUCAAAUCAUCAGUCGAAGAUCCAAGAGUUAUGCUUAUGAAUCUUUAG